AUGUCUUCCUCCGUUCUUCAGCCGUCUGUCGUCACCGAGGUGCCUGGACCUCAGUCCAAGGCUGCCGUCGAGAAGCUCGACGCCUUCUUUGACUCCCGUGCCGUGUACUUUGUCACUGACUACGACAAGAGCACUGGCAACUACAUUGUCGAUAUCGACGGCAACCGCUUCCUCGACGUGUACUCCCAGAUUGCGUCGAUUCCCGUCGGCUACAACAAUGCCCACCUCAUCGAGGCUGCCAAGUCUCCCGAGAUUAUCCAGGCUCUGGUCAACCGCCCUGCCGUUGGAAACUUCCCAUCAGCCUUCUGGGCUGACACCCUGAAGAACGGUCUCCUCAGCGUCGCUCCCAAGGGUCUCGACAACAUCUUCACUGCUCAGUCCGGCUCCGAGGCCAACGAGCUCGCCUACAAGGCCGCCUUCAUGCUGUACCGUCGUCGGGAGCGUGGUGAGGCCGAGUGGAGCCAGGAGGAGAUUACCUCUUGCCUUGCCAACUCGAAGCCCGGUUCCCCCGACCUAGCCGUCCUCUCCUUUGCCGAUUCCUUCCAUGGUCGGGGCUUCGGCAGCCUGUCGACCACGCGCUCCAAGGCGGUGCACAAGCUGGACAUCCCGUCGUUCGACUGGCCCCAGGCUCCCUUCCCCCGCCUCAAGUACCCCCUCGAGAAGCACGCGGAGGAGAACGAGGCCGAGGAGGCCCGCUGCCUGGCCGAGGUCGAGCGCCUGAUCAAGACGUGGCGCUUCCCCGUCGCCGCGCUCAUCGUCGAGCCCAUCCAGUCCGAGGGCGGUGACAAUCACGCCUCUCCCGCCUUCUUCCAGGGCCUGCGCGACAUCACCAAGAAGAACGGCGUCGUGCUCAUCGCCGACGAGGUCCAGACCGGCUUCGGUGCCACCGGCAAGUUCUGGGGUCACGAGCACUGGAACCUCUCUACGCCCCCUGACAUUGUCACCUUCUCCAAGAAGGCUCAGACUGCCGGCUACUUUUUCGGUGAUCGCAUGCUCGUUCCCGACAAGGCCUACCGCCAGUUCAACACUUGGAUCGGUGACCCUGCUCGUGUCCUCAUGAGCAAGGCCGUCAUCGAGGAGAUCAAGAAGAACAAGCUCGUCGAGCAGUGUGCCCGUGUUGGCAACGCCCUCUACGCCGAGCUCGAGAAGCUGGCCGCCAAGUACCCCGCCCAGGUUCUCAACCUCCGCGGCAAGGGACAGGGUACCUACAUUGCCUUUGACACGACCGACCCCGCCAGUCUCGUCAAGACCAUGAAGAAGCUGGGUGUCAACGUUGGCACGUGCGGUGUCCAGACUGUCCGUCUUCGUCCCAUGCUCAUCUUUGAGGAGGCUCACAGUAUGUUCUCCUCCCCCGCUCCUCGACUUGGUCGACUUGGACUCUUCUUGCCCCCGGUACUGUUUGUACACCUACUGACAGCUGAUCCGAUAGUUCCUUCUCUGAUCGGAGCGUUCGACAAGGCUCUGGGUAGCCUGUAA
This is a messenger RNA of Geosmithia morbida, 1476 nucleotides long. Its product is annotated as 4-aminobutyrate aminotransferase / (S)-3-amino-2-methylpropionate transaminase. NCBI's taxonomy places the organism in Eukaryota, Fungi, Ascomycota, Sordariomycetes, Hypocreales, Bionectriaceae. Gene Ontology annotation, molecular function: pyridoxal phosphate binding. Gene Ontology annotation, cellular component: mitochondrion. The record is from RefSeq and is a predicted model, not a curated record. Gene Ontology annotation, biological process: GABA catabolic process. The transcript has 4 exons. The coding region runs from base 1 to 1476 and encodes 491 amino acids.